Entrophospora sp. SA101 is the source of this 2871-nucleotide messenger RNA. The record is from the annotation of a GenBank genome assembly. Lineage: Eukaryota; Fungi; Glomeromycota; Glomeromycetes; Entrophosporales; Entrophosporaceae.
AUGUUUCUAAAAAGAAAACUAGAGGAUUCAGAUGAGGAAAAUGAAGUAGAUGCGGAUGAAGAAGACGAGCAAGAAUUCGGUGAUGACAAAGAAUAUUAUUACAGAAAAAAUGAAGAUGAUGAUAUACAGCUUAUGACGAAAGAACAAAAUGAAAUAAUAUCAAAUCUAAAUAGUUUUCUUAAUGAAAUGACACGAUUAUUCUUGGCCAGAAUAGAAACUAGUAAACCUAAAAAAAUAGCCAAAGAAUUAAAAAAUUAUAUGAUUUUAAACAAUAUAAAUCAUACUGAGUUAUUUAAUGUUAUUUAUACUGAUUAUAUAAAUGAUUUAAAUAUAAAAAUCAUGUUAGGAUUUCUCUGCCAAUAUGGUAUAGGCGUAAAAAGAGAUGAAGAGAAGGCAUUUGACAUAUAUACAAAUUUAUUAUUGUUAAAUUGUAAAGAAAGUAAAAUUAUCUACUACUUGCUUGGAAUGUGUUAUCAAUAUGGAACUGAUAUAAAAAAGGAAUAUUGUGAGGCUUUUGAGUGUUAUUUAAAGUCAGCUGAAGAGAAAAAUAGUAAUGGACAAUAUAGACUUGGAUUUUGUUAUCAAUAUGGAAUUGGUACAAAAAAAAAUUAUAACAAGGCUUUCCAAUGGUAUUUAAAAUGUGCAGAAAAUCAAAAUAGUGUUGGUGAAUAUAAUAUUGGAUGUUGUUAUCAAUUUGGAAUUGGUAUACAACAAGAUUAUGAAGAGGCUUUUGAAUGGUAUUUAAAAUCAGCUAAUCAUGAAGAUAGUGAUGGUCAAUGUAAUGUUGGAUAUUGUUAUCAUUUUGGAAUUGGUAUAGAAAAGGAUGAAAAUAAGGCUUUUGAGUGGUAUUUAAAGUCAGCUGAAGAUGAAAAUAGUAAUGGACAUAAUCAACUUGGACAUUGUUAUCAAUAUGGGAUUGGUAAAGAAAAAAAUUAUAAUCAAGCUUUUCAAUGGUAUUUAAAAUCUGCAGAGAAUCAAAAUAGUGUUGGUCAAUACAAUGUUGGAUAUUGUUACCAUCAUGGAAUUGGCAUUCAACAAGAUCUUGACAGGGCUUUUCAAUGGUAUUCAAAAUCAGCUGAAAAUGGAAAUAGAAAUGGUCAAAAUCAACUUGGAUAUUGUUAUCAAGAUGGAAUUGGUACAGAAGAAGAUACCUACAUGGCUACAAAAUGGUUUAAAAAUGCUUCAAAUAACAAGCGAGAUAAUUGGAAUAUUUCUAUAGAAGAAAAUACAACUAUUGGUUCACAUAAGAUACCACUCCAACCACCCACAAUAAAAAGACCUAACAUAAAGAAUUUUAAUAUGGGAGAUUUUUUUAAUGAAAUAUUAGAAUUAUUUAUGACUAAGAUAGAAAUUAAUAAUCAUCAUCAUGUAACUAAAAUUUUGAUGAAUUAUAUAACCCAGAAUGAUGCAAACUCAAUUGAGUUAUUUGAUUAUAUGCAAGAUUGUGAUGAUGAUGUUAAUGUUAAUAAUAUAAAGCUUAUAUUGGGAUUUUUUUACCAAUGUGGAAUAGGUACCAAAAUAGAUGCAAAAAUAGCAUUUAAUAUAUAUCUGAAUUUAUCAAAUUAUGGUGUAAAAGAUAAAAUUGUUGGCUAUUUACUUGGAUAUUGUUAUCAUCAUGGAAUUGGAAUACAACAAGAUCUUAAUCAGGCCUUUCAAUGGUACUUAAUAUCAGCUGAAAAUGGAAAUAGCAAUGCUCAACGCAAUGUUGGAUGUUGUUAUCAUUAUGAAAUUGAUGAAAUCAGGGAUUAUAAUAAGGCUUUUGAAUGGUAUUUGAAAUCAGCUGAAAAUGGAAAUGGAGGUGCCCAAUUCAUUGUUGGGUUUUGUUAUCAUUAUGUAAUUGGUGUAGAAAAAAAUUAUGGUAAGGCAUUUGAAUGGUAUUUAAAAUCCGCAGAAAAAGGAAAUAGUAAUGGUCAAUAUAGUGUUGGAUAUUGUUACCAUUAUGGAAUUGGUACAAAAAAAAAUUAUAAUAAAGCUUUUCAGUGGUAUCUAAUGUCAGCUGAAAACAUGAAUAGUAAUGGUCAAAAUAGUGUUGGAUAUUGUUAUGAAAAUAAAAUUGGCACAGAAAGAGAUGUUGAUAAAGCUACUAAAUGGUAUAAAAUGGCUUCAAGGCAUGGGCAUUCAAAUUCAAAUAUUGAAAUAGUACAAUUGGAAUACCUGCUACCAGAACCACUUUUUAGAACAAGUGGAUAUUCUUGGGAUUAUCAAAAAUCAAAUGAAUUGAGGGAACUGUUAAGAACAACCAUAACUGAAUACUACAAAAAUUACACAAAACAGCAACUGGAUAAAAGCACCACACCACUAUUUUUUAUGAUUGCUGGUGCAGGAGAAGGAAAAUCUAGGAAUGCAAAUGAGUUACCAAAUAUAUUGCAUGAAGAGUUUGCUUCCCAUGAAGAACUGAAAAAACGAUUUGAAAAUGCAUUAGUAUUUAACAUCUCUUUUGAAAAUGGCACUAAAAUAGACCUAUUAGAAGAAUGUAAUGCUGUAACUGCCAUUGCAAAACGAAUGCUUUUUCAGCUAGAAAAACAUAAAGGUGGCUGGAUGGAAGCACUUCGAAAAUAUCCAGAUGUAUCACCAGAUGAAGUAGUGUCAAAGAUUGCUAAACAUCAAAAUGUCCAACCUAAGGAUUUGACCAUCAUUAUUGUGAUUGAUGGGAUGCAAGCAGCAAUUCACCAGGAAGAUAAUGGAGUAAAUAAAUCAUCACUAUUCUAUUCAUGUAUGACAGUUUUGAAUAACUUUGCUGCAUCAGGACCAUUUGUGAUAGGAUGUUCCACAGCAACACUUAGCAGACCUUUUCAUGUUUUUGUGAGUGCUUCACAUCAAAAGCGAGUGUUUUUACCAAUACCAUCUUUAUCACCACCAAAAAGACAAUGA